AUGGCGUCUUCUCCAAGCCAAUUUCCUCUUUUCGCAACACAGAUUGCUUCUGUUGUGACCUGGAUCGGUAUAGCAACUUUUUCCGUCCUCGCCUUUCUGUCCUUCAAAUCUAUCAUUGGAGUAACCUUUCGCUCGCUUCCUGCAGCUCGGAAGCUGUCUUUUGGAAUUCUGCUCGUCGCUGUUCAAUUUGGAUUCUUCUUGCUUAUCCAGAACCUGUUUCCAACCUUUUUUAGUUGCCCGACGGAGUCUGCGGUGUUUACCAAGCGUGACCAAGGCUCUUCAGCAGCAUCCCCGCAUUGGAGUACACACCUCUAUGGUGUGUCUGGGAUUAUAUGGGGCUUACAUAGCCUCUGUAUGCAAGAAGCGACCUAUUGGUUCAAUAGCGCCAAGUGGGAGGAAGAGAAGAAAGAAAAGGCUGCAAGAGCGGCUGCAAAAGAGAAAUCCGACAGCCAUAUGAGAGCGCUAGAGGUCGAGUACAACGCCUCCACCGAGAGGAUCGAAAUUUUGGAAGAGGCAAAUUCUACCAUUGCGCGCGAAGCCACUGCGCUCCGACGUGCCGUUUUCAGAAGGCCCUAG
Penicillium hordei is the source of this 576-nucleotide messenger RNA. RefSeq lists its product as uncharacterized. The record is from RefSeq and is a predicted model, not a curated record. Bases 1 to 576 code for a protein of 191 amino acids. The transcript has 3 exons. NCBI's taxonomy places the organism in Eukaryota, Fungi, Ascomycota, Eurotiomycetes, Eurotiales, Aspergillaceae.